GCAAAAAUUUUUAUUAUUGGAACAGUCGUAAAACUUCCAUACUCAGCAUUAUAUUUGAAAAAUAAUAUAAAAAUCAUGGUAAAAGUUUUAGCCGUAGUGACAUUAUUGGCGAUAAGCCUUAGCUGUGUUUUGAGUUUGGAUGUUUGUGAACAUCAGAUUGAUGGCGCAAAAAUACUUUAUCCAACUGAUUGUUCUAAAUAUGUUGUAUGUCGAUAUGGUAAAACUUAUGCAGUAGAAAAAUGUGCCCGAGGAAAGCAUUUUAAUCGAUUGACUUCGCAAUGUGAUGAACCAAUUAUCGCUGCUUGCGAGGUUGCUUCGGUUAGAAGUUAUAGUGUUGAUAAAGUUGAUUGUGAGAGUUGUCGUACAGCAUGUGGAUGUUUGACAGAAUCUGACUGUCCUGCAACACCAGCUACUCCUGCACCAGGUCCUGCCACUCCCGCACCGGCUACACCAGCACCAGAGACUCCAGCCACGCCUGCUCCAGCUACUCCUACACCUGCAACACCAGCUACUCCAGCACCAGCAACACCAGCUACUCCAGCACCUGCAACACCAGCUACUCCAGCACCUGCAACACCAGCUACUCCAGCACCUGCAACACCAGCUACUCCAGCACCAGCAACACCAGCUACUCCAGCACCUGACACUCCCGCACCAGCCACGCCUUCCCCAGUUACUCCAGCACCACCUUCCAACUCAUCUUGUUCUAACAAUUUGACAGUCUGUGUAGGACAACCUGACAAUAGUGCUGUUUAUGUGAAUCAAACUUGCAGUCAAUAUGCAGUAUGCAUUUCACAAUGUGCAAUUGUCUUAACAUGUCCAAACAAUCUGUUAUACGAUAUUGCAACAAACUCCUGCAACUAUCCACAAAAUGUAAAUUGUCCUUAUCCUCAUCCUGCACCAAGUGGUCCUUCGGCUGGACCAUCCGGUACCAAAUGUGAACAGCAUGGUAAAUGUGAAAAUCAACCGGAUGGUACACAAUUUGCUGAUGAUGCUUCAAAUGGUUAUAUUGUUUGUCAAUGUGAAUGUGAAAUACUAAGGCCUUGUCCAGCUAAUUUGGUCUAUAAUGGAGAACUACAAGUUUGCGAUUAUCCAUCGACAAAUUAAAACAAAAUAUUGUUAUAAACUUUCUACAAACGCAUACAAUAUUUCGUGAGCAUAUAACUUAAUAAAGUGUAGUUUUCAGGAAACCAAAAAACUAUAA
Messenger RNA from Lucilia cuprina (Australian sheep blowfly), 1204 nucleotides. Its product is annotated as sialidase-like. Bases 76 to 1107 code for a protein of 343 amino acids. NCBI's taxonomy places the organism in Eukaryota, Metazoa, Arthropoda, Insecta, Diptera, Calliphoridae. Gene Ontology annotation, molecular function: chitin binding. The record is from RefSeq and is a predicted model, not a curated record. Gene Ontology annotation, cellular component: extracellular region. The transcript has 2 exons.